GUGCGUGCGUGCGUGCACGCGCGUAGCCCCACUCCCUUGCGACCGCGGGAAAAUUCCAAACACGUCAAAACAAAAAAAGUUUCGUGAGGCCAUGCCAAGUUUUCAAGCCGCAGAAGCCGGGCGGUGGCUUCUUUUCCGUCGCGGCUCAGUCUGCUGAGGCAGCUCUGGGUGAGGACCACCCGGGAAGGCCACCGCUUCCUGCUAGGGCAGGGAAGACUCGCGAGAACGUGCGCCAAGUCUCGACGUGGGCGAGCCGCGCUCCCGCGGCGCGUGGGGUCUAAAACUCGAAGCCCAGCACUGUCCUGCCCAGGACUGCGGGACUUUCUUUCUGAUGCUAAGAUAUCACUGGAAACUAAACAUGAAGAACCUACUGAGGUGAGAGAUUUGCUGCUUCAGCACCUUCCUUUACAGGUGUGAUGGCUCUUCUUGGCUAACAACUUGACUACAUUUGCAAUUAACGAGAAUGCACAUGACUGGUUUUACCUGUGAGGAGUUCUUCUUAAUUAAACUAUUUAAAAUGGAAAGACUCACUUUUGAUAUUUUGAGCUGGGAAGAUCCAUCUUUAAUCUGGAUGACACCUUCGGCUGGCAGCCUAUCUUAAGGACAUGGAAGAAGGAAGCUUACUCUCUUUGCCUGCUUGCUUUCACUCUCCCUAGAAAGUUCAUUCCUUCACUGGCAUUAGAACCUACUUCUCCAGGAUUCUGACAUAUACUGAAGACCAGCUGAGGCAGUCAGCAAUGUGGACUGAACAACUACUAGAUUCUUGUACCUUCCAUUGAUAGACCGCCAUUGUUGGACUAGCUGGACCACAGCCUGUAAGCCACGCUAAUAAAUUCCCUUUAUAUGCUGCUGUGAAGGGACAACGCUGUGCUCAGAGAUGGCUCAGGAGCCUGCAGACCUUGCUUCUGACUAUCAAUUUUGGCUGCAGAAGCUUUCUUCAUGGGAACAGGCCUCUUCUAAGGAAACCCAGCAGGAUACUUGUCUUCACCUGUCCCGGUUCCAGGAGUUCCUGAGGCAGAUGUACGAAAUCUUGAAGGAGAUGGAUUCUGAUGCAAUCCUGGAAAGGUUCCCCACAAUUGGUCAACUGUUGGCAAAAACUUGUUGGAAUCCUCUCAUCUUAGCGUAUGAUGAAAGCCAAAAAAUUAUAAUAUGGUGCUUAUGUUGUCUGAUGAACAAAGAACCAAGGACUUCUACAGAGUCGAGACUUAACUCAUGGGUCCGGGGUUUGUUAUCUCAUGUACUUUCUGCAUUCAGAUUCGACAUGAAAGAAGUUUGUCUUUUUACCAAAAGUCUUGGAUAUGAGUCUAUUGAUUACUAUCCUAGUUUGCUUAAAAAUAUGGUUUUGUCCUUAGUGUCUGAGCUCAGAGAGAGUCAUCUUAAUGGACUGAACACUCAAAGUCGGAUGGCUCCUGAGCGUAUGAUGUCCCUGUCACAAGUCUGUGUCCCUCUUGCCACUCUGCCUGAUAUCCAACCCCUAGUAGAGGCUCUACUUACCUACCAUGGACAUGAGCCCCAGGAAGUCCUCUCUCCUGAGUUCUUUGAAGCUGUAAAUGAGGCCUUCUUGUCGGAAAAGAUUGUUCUACCCACGUCCUCUGUGGUCAGCCUCUGGUUUCGGCAUCUCCCCAGUCUUGAAAAAGCAACGCUGCAUCUUUUUGAAAAGCUGUUCUCCAGCAAAAGAAAUUGCCUGAGAAGGAUGGAGUGCUGUAUAAAAGAGUCCUUACUGCCUCAAGCAGCCUGCCAACCUGCCAUCUUCAGAAUUGUGGAUGAAAUGUUCAGGUUUGUGCUACUGGAAACUGAUGGAGCCCCAGAAGUACUAGCUGCUCUUCAGAUUUUCACGUCGUGCUUGGUAGACGCUCUGAAAAAAGAAAACAAGCAGCUCAAGUUUGCCCUCAGGACCUACUUUCCUUAUGGUGCUCCAUGUCUCACUGCAGCGCUGUCCCAGCACCCUGAAGCUAUCCCACAGGGACAUCAGCUCCAGCCUCUGCUGUGUGUUUCCCAACUCCUCAGAGAAGCAGUUGAAGACUGUACUCAUGGGUCUCAGCGAAAUCCCUUUGAGAGCUGGUUUUUGUUUGUUCACUUUGGAGGAUGGGUUGAUCUGGCUGUGGCGGAGUUACUGCUGAGGGAGGAAGUGGAGCCUCCUGCAGACCUGCUGUGGCUCUUGGUCUUCUAUUACAGCCCACAGGAUGGGAGUCAGCAGAGAGAGCAGAGCAUGGUGGAGCUGAAGGUAUUAGUCAACCGUCUCCUGAUGCUGCUCAGAAGCGGCUCCUUCCCAGCUAUCGAUCUGCAGGAAGCAGCUGAGAGUCCCAGUGGAGGCCCCAGACCACCUGUAUGUGGACAGCUAGUCAGACGCCUUCUUCUUAGUCUCUUGUUCUGGACCCCAGAAGGCCAUGUGAUUAUCCGGGAGGCCAUCACCCAUAUGGCUCACACGGAUGCUGUAACCCAGGAGAUUAUUGGCUUUCUUGACCAGACCUUGUACAGAUCACAUCAUCUUUGUGUUGAAGCCUCAAGAAAACUGGCCAGAGAACUCCUAAAGGAGCUGCAAGCUCAGGUCUAGCAGGCAGCCCAAAAUGUGUGGACAUCUGUCUGGUGAAGCUCCCACAGUGGAUGACAUGCCGUUUCUGAGUCAAGAACAAGUGAGAGUGGUUGAACAUAUCUGUGCCACCUCCCAUGCACUCUGUACUGCUUGGCCCAGGCCAUCCAAGAGUAUUAGGAGGGGAAAGGCCUAGACGCCUACUAUGUUCAGUCAUUCAUGAUAAUGUGUGUGCUGAGCACUGCUAGUGUGCUGACCACUAUGAUUCCCACUCUGUAUGAUGGGGGCAUGCCCAGAAGCAGGAAACAUGAGCCCUGCAGCGGAUGAGGCUGUACCAUACAGAUGACCUGUCUUACCAGUGACUGUUGCUUUGUGAGGCCUUUGUGCCUCAGUGCAGAAAUGCUGCAAGGUGCCCACUGUAGUGGAAGGAACAGAGGUGGGCAGAGAAGGGUCAUUACUUCCUUGUCCCCUAAACCCCCAAAAGGUAAAAAGCAUCUGCUUGCUGGGUGACCUGUGUCUAGUAAACAGGAUUUGGAAACUGAAAGUGAGUCCCUGUCCUCCUGCACUUGCUGUGGAUGGGCAUCAUGGGCAUGUCUUUUGCUUUUCUAGUGAGAAUGUACCAAGUGAGCCGUGUGUGGGUAGAGAAGACCCCAAGUUGUGAUCCAGCUGUGACCCCUCCUGCCGAUCUGCUAUGAGAACCCUCGCCCCAUGUGCACACAUGGGCUUCAACUCUCACAGUAGGACAUUUGAUGGCUGCACUCAGGCGGUGUAGGGGGUUAUGGCACAGUCAUGAAGGGCCUGGGUUCCCUCUUGCAUUUGCACACCCAGGCUCUGCCAGGGGAAACACUGACCAGCACAUACAGUAGAUUCAUCUUUUAUGGACCUAAGGUGGAGUGGAGCUGAACUUUCUACCUUUUCAUUCUAAAUAAAAAGUUGUUCUUAAUUUUA
Messenger RNA from Apodemus sylvaticus (European woodmouse), 3478 nucleotides. It is a transcript of the gene Fancc, whose product is annotated as FA complementation group C. Gene Ontology annotation, biological process: nucleotide-excision repair; cellular response to oxidative stress; interstrand cross-link repair. NCBI's taxonomy places the organism in Eukaryota, Metazoa, Chordata, Mammalia, Rodentia, Muridae. The record is from RefSeq and is a predicted model, not a curated record. Gene Ontology annotation, cellular component: Fanconi anaemia nuclear complex. The transcript is spliced from 17 exons. The coding region runs from base 878 to 2554 and encodes 558 amino acids.